ACCACAUAUGUAUAUAUAGAUAUAGAUUUUGAACAUUCGCUAACUAGAGAAUUUAUUGAGAACCAAGCCUUAUUGGUUUAAAAACUCGAUUGCUGAUAAUUUUAAUCAAUGCCAUUUUGAAAAGCACUAAUGCGUACUUCCACUAACUGAUUCCCAAAUUCCUGCAACUGGCUUAUCUGUUGCUUAUCGUGGAUUAAGAAUUUGAUAAAAUCGUAGGUACUUAAACACUUCGGUUCUUACAAAUGAAUUUAGUUCAAAUUUAGCUGUCACCGAGAGAGAAUGAAAGCUUUGAUUUUAAUUUCGGCUAUUUUAGCCAUUUUUGUGGUCGUCGCAAGUGCGUCAAAAAUUCGUUAUGAUAACUUUAAAGUAUUCAAAAUUCGAACACAAAAUGUGGAACAGCGAAAAAUGCUGGAAAAAUUAGCCAUCGAUUCGGAAAAUUUUAAUUUAUGGCACAGCGAUGAUAAGGAAGUUCAUAUUAUGGUAAAUCCACAAAAGCUCAUACAUCUACAAAACUUGACGCGUUCCUAUCAACUACCAUUCGAAGUUAUGGUCUCCAAUGUGCAAAGUCUAAUUGAUGCUGAGCAAUCUUCAAAAACUACUGACGAUCUAUCCUUUGGUUGGACACGCUAUUAUCCCUUAUCAGCUAUCGAAGAGUUUUUAGAUGAAAUACUAGCGAAAUACCCGGCAGUUACAAGUGGCAUCGAUAUCGGCACCUCCUAUGAAGGACGUAAAAUACGAGGCAUUAAAAUCUCAUACAAAGAGGGUAAUCCGGGUAUCUUUAUCGAAUCCAAUAUACACGCACGCGAAUGGAUCACCUCAGCGACGGCUACUUGGUUCAUUAAUCAGCUUCUAACAUCGACAGAUGCCGAUGUGCGCGAUUUGGCCGAAAACUAUGAUUGGUAUAUUGUGCCGGUUUUGAAUGUGGAUGGUUUCGUUUACACGCAUGAAACGGAUCGCAUGUGGCGUAAGACUCGCCAACCGGUUGAGGGAUCAGCAUGCAUAGGUGCCGAUCCGAAUCGUAACAGUGAUUCGCAUUGGAUGGAGAAUGGCGGUGCUUCGGCAAAUCCUUGCUCUGAAACGUUUGCCGGUUCACAUCCUUUCUCUGAGCCGGAAGUGAAGGCCAGUACCGAUUAUAUAGCUAGCAUUAAGGAUCGCAUCAAUAUUAUGCUCGCCUUUCAUUCGUAUAGUCAAGUACUGUUGUCACCAUAUGGUCACACUUCGGAGCCUGCCGAUAAUCACGACGAUUUGAUGGCUGUGGCAAAAGCAUAUUCGGAUGCGGUCAAACAAUUGCCCUACGGUACAGUUUACACUUACGGUACAUCGGCAACAGCUAUGUACGCUACUUCGGGUUCGACUAGAGAUUAUGUCUACAAUGAAUUAGGAAUUCGUAUUUCAUACACCAUUGAGAUGCGUGAUACUGGACGUUUUGGUUUUAUUUUGCCGCCAGUACAAAUAUUACCACAUUGCGAAGAUACGCUCGCUGGAAUUUUAGCGCUGGUUGACAAGGCCAAGGAAUUGGGUUAUCUAGAACUAAAAUAUUCAGUUUAAAUUUGUAUUUAAGUACAACAUAAAUAAAUAUCGCUUAGCAAGUAUUUUGAAAAGAGUAUUACAUGCUACAGUUGCAAAUAUAUCGAUGUCAGUAUCGAUAUAUCGAGUAAUUAUUUUUUUUUUUUUUUGCAGACAUCGAUAUUUUUUUCGAUAUCGAGUAUGGCUUAGCCAUUUUCUCAUUACUUAUUUUUGCGCCAAACAACAUCGGCGAC
Molecule: messenger RNA, 1760 nt
Organism: Rhagoletis zephyria (snowberry fruit fly)
Lineage: Eukaryota; Metazoa; Arthropoda; Insecta; Diptera; Tephritidae
Product: zinc carboxypeptidase-like
Biological process (GO): proteolysis
Molecular function (GO): metallocarboxypeptidase activity; zinc ion binding
Source: RefSeq, a predicted model, not a curated record